GUAGUUUACGUUUACGUUAAAAUUAACGUUAACGUAGUUUACGUUUACGUUAAAAUUAACGUUAACGUAUUUUACGUUAACGUUAAACGAAAAUUAACGUUAAUUAACGUUAAAUCUGACAGCCCUAUUCAAAACUGCGUAUUCUACUUAAUGAUUUGGACAUGGUAAAAGUAUUUCGAAGCCGAACGGUCGGUUUUCUGAGGAUUUUCGGCUUAAAGCCGGCUUUUCCAGAUGAAUAUUCUUAUUUGAAGCAUUUUUAAUAUAAUAUUUUGAAAGCUUAUGCUUUCCUGAGUAGAUCUAGCCUGUUUUGAAGGUUUCGAAUUAGUAUAGGUGGGUGCUAGAACGACGUCAAUUCAGGAACAACUAACGACGGAAAAACUAAAUGCUAUAUUUUGUGUAUACUGACGCAUGGCAGUAAGACUGAUCCAUAGAAUGAUAAGGUAAGAACUCAAUUUCAGAUUGUCACUUAACAAAGCCAAGUUUAAGAAAGAAGCUAAUCUUCAAAAGAAAACUUUAAAGAGUAUAGUACGCUCAGUACUCUAAACAUGUACUUUUAUCAAAGCCAUUGCAAGGUCAUUGUAUGGAAGUCUCGGAGUUAUGAAUCUAACAGGUUUUUUAGUUUAGUGCAGAAACGACUGAUUUACAAGUUAAAGAUUGAACGACGGUGCUCCAUAUAGAUGUUACUUUGUCUUGUUCUGUUUCGUUUUUGACUUCUCGUUCGAAGCAAGCACGUAUUUUACACUUACUUACAAUCCGAAAUUGAGUUCUUACCUUAUCAUUCUAUGAAUCAGUCAUACUGUAAUGCGUGAAUAUUACGCAAAAUAUCUCUUCCAUUCGUGCUCUUCUUUGCCUGCUGAUAAGAGAGCAACUGUAUAAUUUUUCUUUCCGCACAACUCUGUCAGUAUCUAUGUAAGCUUAACAAAUUUGCGAUUGUAAUUUGAAAUUUUUUCUACAAGUAGAAACGUAGCCCGUAAUGAGCUCGAAUAUAUUAAAAAAGGAAUUGCAGUUGCUGAUAUUGCUACAAAAGGAGAUGAACAAAAGAAUUAUCGAAAAGCAUCUGACAAUUAUUUGACAGUCGCAGAAUGGCUGCUACUGGCAAACGAUUAUUUAAAAUGUACAUCGUUAGCUGACUUUGAACUAUUAGCUAAACAGCUGAUGAUGGCACAUCGUUAUUAUUAUUAUGAUUAUAAAGCGGGCGAAGGUCAGACGUAUCAAGCCUGUCGAGAUUAUUUUACUAAACAAUUGAGAAUUAUACCACGAGUAUUGACAAAUGUUAGCGAAAUAUCGUUGAAGACAACAAUAUUCGGUUUUCGUUUUCCAUCCGGAAACCUGCGGCCCCUUUUAAUUGUUUCGUCCGGUCGGAUUGAACCAUUUUUACCAAAGAUACCCAAGGCCUUGUACACAUACGAAUCACCAAUUAUGAUUGCUCCAACUGCCUUUCAUUGUCUUGCCCACGUUGACGGUGAAGUUGCAACAGCUUGCGGUGCAACUGAAGCCCAGUGUUGUUAUACUUAUAAUUGGAUGUAUUCAAAUAUGCCAGAAGAAAAGGUUUUACAAACAACCGGUCCGAAGUUUUUACACAUUUAUUUGACUGCACCCAAUGAGUUACUUGAAAAUCUUGUUCAAAAAGCCGACCGUAACGGCUAUCGAGCACUUGUUGUUACAUGUGAUCAUUCAACUGAUUGUGUUCGAGAUCAUACGUUACCAUUGUUUGUCGAAGCAUCAAAACACCUUGAUCCGCAACUGAUGAAUCGUAUAACAAUCCCAAAUAUGAAUGUACCUGAUAUGAUCGAAAAACAGAAACACGCUAACGAUUCGAUAACAUGGACAAACAUUGAAUGGUUAAGGAAACUGACAAAACUGCCAAUUAUUUGCAAAGGUAUACUAUCACCGGCUGAUGCGGAGUUAGCGGUGAAAUAUGGAGCAAAUGGAAUUAUUGUCAGUAAUCAUGGUGGUCGACAGAUUGACACAGCACCGCCAGCUAUUGAAUGUCUAGAGGAUAUUGUCAGCGUUGUUGAUGGCAGUAUAGAAGGUAGGUUUCGCUUUAGCUUCUAUACUCUUGUAAUAGUUGCUGCUGUUUCAGUAUUCGUUGACACUGGUAUUCGAACGGGCGCUGAUGUGUUGAAAGCUUUGGCAUUGGGUGCACGAGCUGUUUUCAUUGGCCGACCGAUUUUGUAUGGGCUGGCUUGUGGUGGACAAAAUGGUGUUCAGAGAGUCUUAGAUAUAUUAAAACGUGAAUUAAUUAAUGAUAUGUCAUGUUGUGGAUUGACAACGAUUAAACAAAUUAAUAAAGAUAUUCUUUAUAAACACACAUAG
Didymodactylos carnosus is the source of this 2316-nucleotide messenger RNA. The record is from the annotation of a GenBank genome assembly. NCBI's taxonomy places the organism in Eukaryota, Metazoa, Rotifera, Eurotatoria, Philodinida, Philodinidae.